CAUCGAACUUGUUAAAUUUAGCCCACCAUCCAACUUCGUAUUGGCUUCCUCCUAUCUGGAGCGUGAUCAUCAUAUCACGUUCCUCACGAGAUUUCCUCUCAUCCCAAUCUUCAGCUUUUUUGCCUUCCUCUCCUCCAACCACGAUCAUCUCUCUGUUUGUUAGCUGCUCACUGUACGAUUCCGAAUUCCAUUCUUCUUCUUGUUUUUUUUUUUUUUUUUUGCCCCUUUUCCUUCUACAGAUUUACCAUUCAUUCUCUCAGUAUUGGACAUUGAAAAUCAAAAGCAGCCAUUCAUAGAUUUUCAACAAUACAACCCAGAAAUCCAGUCCAAUGGGGUUUGAGAAUCAAGCAAGUUCAUCGUCCUACUCUUUGCCACCAUACCCUCGAGAAGAUACUCCUCUUCUCACGAAAUCGCCUCCUCUUUCCACCAACUUCAAGACCUUCGCCAACAUCUUCAUCGCCAUUGUAGGUGCUGGAGUCCUUGGUCUGCCCUAUUGCUUCAAGCGAACGGGAUGGGUCACGGGCUUACUCAUGAUCUUCGCCGUUGCCUUUCUCACCUAUCACUGUAUGAUGCUCCUGGUCUACACUCGCCGUAAGCUCGAAUCGAUCACUGGUUUCUCCAAAAUCAACUCCUUCGGCGAUCUAGGCUUCGCCAUCUGUGGUCCCAUCGGCAGAUUCUCCGUCGACGCCAUGAUCGUUCUUUCUCAAGCUGGGUUCUGCGUGAGCUACCUGAUCUUCAUUUCCAACACCCUAGCACAUCUAGUUAACCAUAGCACACAAACAUCCCCCUUUUUAAGUUUAUCCCCGAAAGUCCUAUUUCUCUGGGGUUGCUUUCCGUUUCAGUUAGGGUUGAAUUCAAUUCGAACUUUGACCCACUUGGCUCCUUUAAGCAUAAUCGCUGAUGCGGUCGAUAUAGCAGCGAAGAGUGUAGUUAUGGUGGAGGAUGUGUUUGUCUUUAUGAAGCAUAGACCCGCUUUAGAAGCAUUUGGGGGUUUCUCUGUCUUUUUCUACGGUGUUGGUGUAGCAGUCUAUGCUUUUGAAGGAAUUGGGAUGAUUUUGCCGUUGGAAUCAGAGGCUAAAGACAAAGAGAAAUUUGGAAGAGUCUUAGGUUUGGGCAUGACGGUGAUUUCUCUUCUGUUUGGAGCAUUUGGUGCUCUUGGUUACUUUGCUUUCGGGAAUGAAACCAAAGAUAUCAUCACCACCAAUCUGGGACAAGGACUAGUGAGCACUCUGGUUCAAUUAGGACUCUGUAUCAACCUGUUCUUCACUUUUCCAUUGAUGAUGAACCCUGUGUAUGAAGUUGUGGAAAGAAGGCUGUGUGAUUCUAGGUACUGCUUGUGGCUGAGGUGGUUGAUGGUGUUAGGGGUCAGCUUGGUGGCACUUUUGGUGCCAAAUUUUGCAGAUUUUCUUUCACUAGUAGGAAGCAGUGUGUGUGUUGUGCUGAGCUUUGUAUUGCCUGCAAUGUUCUAUUAUUUAGCGUUCAAGGAAGAGUUGGGUUGGAGAUCUAUGAUUUGUAAUGGUGCAAUUGUGGUUUUUGGAUUCAUUGUGGCAGUCUCAGGAACUUGGUCUUCUUUGGCGGAGAUUUUUGCGCCUAAGGCUUAAUUGGGCUGAAAACAUAUCACUUUGCAGUUUGAUAUUUAUAACUAUUAACCCACAACAGGCCGUGAAGUUGGGUUUGGAUUUACAGGAGUUUUCAGUCCUGUCCUCUUUAGAUUCUCAGCUGUUCUGUUCACAACCAAUCCAAUGGACGAUUUCCCUCAAGUCUUGUUGGGAUUCAAUUCCAUACGAGAGUUUCAGUCGUGUCUAGUCAAUGUAUUCCCAUCCCUUUAUACAAUCGAAGGGAGGGUUUCAGUGUUGUUUAGAGUCCAAACAAGUUUCAGUCUGGUCUAGUAUGAAAUCCCAGCCCUUAAUACCAUCUAAGGGAGGAUUUUAGUCUUGUCUGAGAUUCCAUACAAUUCAAAGGGAUCACAUGAGCUGGAUAGUAGAUGUUGUUGUGAACUAGUAAUUGUUGAAUCAUGAAAUAAAAGGUUGAUGAUGUCCCAAAGCCA
Prosopis cineraria is the source of this 2047-nucleotide messenger RNA. RefSeq names its product amino acid transporter AVT3C-like. Gene Ontology annotation, molecular function: amino acid transmembrane transporter activity. Gene Ontology annotation, biological process: amino acid transmembrane transport. NCBI's taxonomy places the organism in Eukaryota, Viridiplantae, Streptophyta, Magnoliopsida, Fabales, Fabaceae. Gene Ontology annotation, cellular component: vacuolar membrane. The transcript has a single exon. The coding region runs from base 330 to 1601 and encodes 423 amino acids. The record is from RefSeq and is a predicted model, not a curated record.